AUGGUGACUGAGCCCCAGCUGUCUGUCCGCUCAGACGCAGGGAGGCGUAUGGCUCUUACCUCACGGGUUCAGGCUCUGAAUCAGAACAGUCAACAAAAGAUGGAGAGAGGCGAUGGGGUCUCGUGCUUCUUCAACUUCACAACCCCCUCUGGGGUGCUGCUGUCCCCAAACUACCCCCAGGAAUAUGGAAACAAUAUGCACUGUGUGUGGCUCAUCAUCACCAAGCCAGAGAGUAGGAUUAACCUGGCCUUCAAUGACCUCAGCAUGGAGAAGCAGUUUGACUUCCUCAGCGUCAAAGACGGUGGCAAGGCUGAGUCUCCCAUCCUGGGUACGUUCUCUGGUGACGUGCUGCCAGCUCCCAUCACCACCAGUGCCCACGUGGCACGCCUGGAGUUCCUGACUGACCACACCUACACAGAACGAGGGUUCAACAUCACCUUCACCACCCAUCCAACCCCCAUCACAUCCAACUCCCCCAGCCCAUCCACCCCCCAUCAUAUUCAAUCCCCCCACCAGCCCAUCCAACCCCCCACCACAGCCAACUCCCCAGCCCAUCCAACUCCAACCCCCACCACAUUCAACUCCACCCCCCCCAGCCCAUCCAACCCCCAUCACAUCCAACUCCCCCAGCCCAUCCACCCCCAUCAUAUUCAAUCCCCCACCAGCCCAUCCAACCCCCAUCACAUCCAACUCCACCAGCCCAUCCAACCCCCAACAGCCCAUCCAACUCCCCAUCACAUCCAACUCCCCAGCCCAUCCAACCCCCAACAACCCAUCCAGCCCCCUAUCACAUCCAACUCCCCCAGCCCAUCCAACCCCCAAAAGCCCAUCCAACUCCCCAUCUCAUCCAACUCCAACUCCACCCACCCCAACCCAUCCAACCCCCACCAGCCCAUCCAACCCCCCCCCAUCACAUCCAACUCCCCCAGCCCAUCCAAACCCCCACCACAUCCAACCCCACCAGCCCAUCCAACUCCACCCCCACCAGCACAUCCAACCCCCAGCCCAUCCAACUCCUGCCCCCAGCCCAUCCAACCCCCCAGCCCAUCCAACUUCCCCAGCCCAUUCAACCCCCCACCACAUCCAACUCCCCAGCCCAUCCAACUCCACCCCCAGCCCAUCCAACCCCCCACCAGCCCAUCCAACCCCCCCCACUCCCCAGCCCAUCCAACCCCCACCACCUAUCCCCCACCCCCAGCCCAUCCAACCCCCAUCCAUUCAAGCCCAUCCAACCCACCCAAGCCCAUCCACCCCCACAUCCAACUCCCCAGCCCAUCCAACCCCCCAGCCCAUCCAACUCCACCCCCCACAGCCCAUCUAACCCCCAUCACAUCCAACUCCCCCAGUCCAUCCACCCUCCCCACCACAUCCAACUCCCCCAGCCCAUCCACCCCCCACCACAUCCAACCACACCAGCCCAUCCAACCCCCCACCACAACCAACUUCCCCAGCCCAUCCAACUCCAUCCCCUCAGCCCAUCCAACCCCCCACCAGCCCAUCCAACCCCCCACCAGCCCAUCCAACCCCCAUCACAUCCAGCUCCCCCAGCCCAUCCAACCACACCAGCCCAUCCAACCCCCCACCACAUCCAACUCCCCCAGCCCAUCCAACUCCGUCCCCCAGCCCAUCCAACCCCCCACCAGCCCAUCCAAACCCCCACCAGCCCAUCCAACCCCCCAUCACAUCCAGCUCCCCCAGCCCAUCCAACCCCCCACCAGCCCAUCCAACCCCCAUCACAUCCAACUCCCCCAGCCCAUCCAACCCCCUACCAGCCCAUCCAACUCCCCAUCACAUCCAGCUCACCCCCCACCACAUCCAACCCCCAUCACAUCAACCCCCACUAGCCCAUCCAACCCCCCGCCACAUCCAACCCCCAGCCCAUCCAACCCCCACCACAUCCAACCCCCCAGCCCAUCCAACUCCCCAGCCCAUCCACCCCCCCCCAUCCACUCCCCCAGCCCAUCCCCCCAGCCCAUCCAACUCCCCAGCCCAUCCAACCCCCAUCACAUCCAACCCCCAGCCCAUCCAACUCCCCAGCCCAUCCAACCCCCCAGCCCAUCCAACCCCCCAGCCCAUCCAACCCCCCAGCCCAUCUAA
Molecule: messenger RNA, 2097 nt
Organism: Oncorhynchus tshawytscha (Chinook salmon)
Lineage: Eukaryota; Metazoa; Chordata; Actinopteri; Salmoniformes; Salmonidae
Product: extensin-like
Exons: 5
Coding region: 1-2097 (698 amino acids)
Biological process (GO): negative regulation of inflammatory response
Source: RefSeq, a predicted model, not a curated record